AACACAUCACUGCGGUUUCCAUAGUCAAUCAAGUGAUAGAAGAAGAGCCGUGGUUCCCAAAGGAAGAUUUGAGACCAUUAAUUUAUAAUGCGAUUGCGUCUAUAAAAAAUCUGCAUGAAGAGAGUAUACGAAACUCAAUGAGAUUCCGUUUAAGUUUGAUGACGCUUUCGAAGGGGUGUGUAGCCUUCGAGAUAUUGAUUUGGCGAGACAGAACGAAGAGGCGUCCAUUGAGGAGAUUGAACGAAACUAAGUUGAAUCUUGAGAUUCAGAAGCCAGUCAAGUAUUUAGUAGCGAGUCAGAAAUUAUACGGCGGUAUGGAGGGGUCAACUCCUCUUCGUAUCAGAGAUGUGUGUAAUGAGUUUGUGAUGAGUUAUAAUAAUAUCAUGUAUGAUGAGGUAACUAUUGAAUUCUCACACGGAAGUUGGAUUGAAUCGGAAGAAAUCUUAGAAAUUGUUUGGAGGAAUCCAGCGUUUGGAGAGAAGUUCGCAAAAUCUCAAAGUGAAGGGACAUAUGUAACGGAUAUUAUAGUCCCUGUAGUGAAAGCUUCAUUAAAAAAACUACCAAUAAAGAGUUUCGCCUUCGUUAGCACGGCGGAACGACAGAGUAUAGCAAGUAAAGAUCGAAGGGAAAAGACUGGCAAGCGCCCCGAUAUUAUGUUCAUGAAGGAAGAAAAUGAUUGGGUGAAGUUAUGGAGAGAAAUGAAUGACGGCAUGUAUUGGGUGCAUAAAGGUUGCAAGCCAAAAAAAGACGAAUUCGGGAUACAAGUUGCCGGACAAAAGCUCCACCUGUACUCGGGAUGA
This is a messenger RNA of Paraglomus occultum, 800 nucleotides long. The record is from the annotation of a GenBank genome assembly. Lineage: Eukaryota; Fungi; Glomeromycota; Glomeromycetes; Paraglomerales; Paraglomeraceae.